UAAGGGGCUACAGUAUUACCCAAAUUUCAGUGCAGUUUUUCAUUUUAUGUCACUGAGAGUGGAGUAUCAAGGUCCUACCUUUCCUCAGGGCUUGUGCUGCUCCAUGUGCUGGCAUCCAUCUUAGGUGUCUGCAAAGCAUUGUGGGAUCCUUUAUGCUUUCAGCCCUAUGCGGCUCCUCCCCCAGGAGGUGGCGGCUUAUCACAUAUAAGUCUGCUGUUUGUGGCUGUCCAUUGCAUUCGUGUCCUGUCUGUUGCACAACAGCAAGCUCCUGUUUAGCUACUCAUUGCUUUCCUGGAUACCGA
Messenger RNA from Staurois parvus, 302 nucleotides. Lineage: Eukaryota; Metazoa; Chordata; Amphibia; Anura; Ranidae. The record is from the annotation of a GenBank genome assembly.